This is a messenger RNA of Hermetia illucens (black soldier fly), 801 nucleotides long. RefSeq names its product plasma kallikrein-like. Bases 1 to 801 code for a protein of 266 amino acids. The transcript has a single exon. NCBI's taxonomy places the organism in Eukaryota, Metazoa, Arthropoda, Insecta, Diptera, Stratiomyidae. The record is from RefSeq and is a predicted model, not a curated record. Gene Ontology annotation, molecular function: serine-type endopeptidase activity. Gene Ontology annotation, biological process: proteolysis.
AUGAAAGCAUCUUCAUCCUUACUAAUCAUCUGUGGGAUCGCAGGAAUCCUUCCCCAAAUCAGCCUCACUCAACGGCAGGGAAGAAUACUAGAUGGGACCCCUGUGGACACCUUGAGGCGAUUCCCCCACUACGUAACCAUCACCAAAGGAGAAUACGGGGACAAGAAAUACUGUGGAGCAUCAAUUAUAUCUAAUCAAUGGAUCGUGACUGCAUUGGAUUGUGUUCGCCAAGGAAAUUUCACUCUACAAUUCCUAACUAAGAACCUCCAGGGUUCAGCAAAGUCAUUCGCAAUUACGCUGGAUGAGUUUUCUGUAGUUCCGUAUCCAACAGACUACGAUAACAUCGCCCUCAUCAAACUACCAGUCACUCUCCAAUUCUCCGAGUUCCUCGCUCCAAUCCAAUACACGGGAAUAGGUGGUGAUUACAGUGGAAAGAACAAUGGCUUCGUAGUGAUGCCUGGCUUUUCACCGGGUCAAACCAAUGUUUUGACUUAUGGAAUGUUCAAGUUGACUUCUUCAAACCAGUGUCAGGCAAUAUAUGGAAAUCUGUUCGAUGAGUACCUGGACAUUUGCACUGUGGGUUGGGGAAACAGCAACCAGAUGCCGUGUGAAGGUAACGAGGGCAGUGGACUUGUUUUUGGAUGGCCCAGAGAACCACGUUUGAUUGGGAUCUUCAGUUCACCCACAAAAUGUGUAUCAGGAAAUCCCGCCAUUUAUGUAAAGCUGUCAGAAUAUGAGUCAUGGAUCAGCCAAACUAUUGAAAAUCAUAGUGAUGAACCAGCCACUACUAUUAGAUACUAA